Molecule: messenger RNA, 2003 nt
Organism: Epinephelus lanceolatus (giant grouper)
Lineage: Eukaryota; Metazoa; Chordata; Actinopteri; Perciformes; Serranidae
Product: chymotrypsin-like protease CTRL-1
Biological process (GO): proteolysis
Molecular function (GO): serine-type endopeptidase activity
Source: RefSeq, a predicted model, not a curated record
GGACUCUCUGUGCUUACUGGAGGCAAAACGUCAGUGACAGCACAUGAUGGCAGACUGGACUGUGUGGAUACUCCUGAUGUGUGCUGUCCUCACUGGGCAAGGGUCAAUGGCUCAGGAUUGUGGGAUGGCACCUCUCAACACAAGAAUAGUGGGUGGUGAGAACGCCACAGCUGGAUCAUGGCCCUGGAUGGUCAGCCUGCACAUCAGUUUUGCAGCAUUUCACAUCUGUGGAGGGACCCUCAUCAGUGACCAGUGGGUCCUCACAGCAGCCCACUGUAUCUUAAUAAGCCGCCCUAGUGUAUGGAUUCUCUACUUGGGACGAGAGACUCAGUCUGGCCCUAAUGUUAAUGAGGUGAGCCGCACCGUGUCCCAGAUCAUCGUCCAUCCUAACUACAACGACACAUUGUAUAACAACGACAUUGCCCUGAUGAAGCUCAGCAGCCCUGUCACUUUCACUGACUACAUCAAACCUGUCUGCUUGGCAAGUAACUCCAGCCAGGUUCACAGCUCCACCCCCUGCUGGGCCACCGGUUGGGGCAGACUUAAAAAGGAUGAACCAUUGCCAAAUAAUUAUCCCCUGCAGGAGGUACAGAUUCCUGUUGUUGGAAAUAAUCAGUGCACUUGCAACUACCUCCCUCAACCAGCCGCAAACAUCACUGACGCAAUGAUAUGUGCAGGACAAGAAAACAAAGGAGCAUGUCAGGGGGACUCUGGUGGACCUCUGCAAUGCAAACAAAACUCACAGUGGGUCCAGACUGGCAUUGCCAGUUUUGGAGAACCUUGUGCUCUGGGUGAUUUCCCUGAAGUCUAUGUCCGAGUCUCUGAAUUCCAGACUUGGAUCAUGGAACAAGUGGCGGGGGCGAAUGUCAACUUUGUGACAUUCACCUCCAGUGGCACAGAUUCAGAUGACAGCUUUGUGUGUCGCAGCUCAAAUGAAACCACAGCAGCUCCAAAUAUGACUGCCCCAGCAUCAACUGUUGUAACUGAGCUUACAUUUGUUGUCAUCUUGGUGACAGUGCUCCUGCAGCUCAUUGAAGCUUUAUAGUACAGUUUUGUGCUAACAACUCCUAAAUUUCUUCUGUUGUGUUGGGUUAUCUUUGUCUUUUAAAUCAUUUUACAAAGACUGAACUUAUGUAUAACAUAAUGAUAUAGCUGAGUUUAUAUGGUAAUAGUGUCACUACUAGCUUUGGAGCAUGGCUUUGUCUCUGUUAAACCUGUAUGGUAAUUUUUUCACUUAAUUUAAUUCUUUCCUACAUGCCAGGAGUUCUCAAACUUAACUCUCAAAAGGUCUGCAUCUGGUUUUUAUUCAAGGUCUGGAGCAUGGAGUGAUUGGCUGGUUUAGACUGCAAAUUCAUCUGUCAACUUCUCUUUGAGUACUCAGUUUUCUCAGUCAGCUUUUCCUUUCUUUGUACAUUUCAACAUCUUUCUCUCUUUGGUGACAGGAUGUGCUGUGAAGACCCGCCCUACUCUUGUGUACAAUUGUGUACUAGAGAAAACAAAUUCUGUGGUGUAAUGUUAAUGAAUGAACUCAGCAGCACAGACACAUGACACGACACGACACGACACGACACGACACGACUCGACACAAUGUCAUGCCAUGGGAUGCAAUGCAAUACGAUACGAUAUACUUUUAUGUCCCUGUAGGGAAAUUUGUCCUGGACUCAGGAGCUGCACAAGUAUUGCUGCUUUACAAUAAUAGUCCAGAAGAAAUAAAAAGCAUAUACCAUAAAAAAAACAUAGAAACACAUACUACACAUAACAGUCAGCCACUCAUGUACUGCACAUAACACCAGCACACAACGGAGAACCAUAAGCAAAACACAACACAACACCUAAGCAUCAAGCGACAUUAUUUAAAAUCUUAACUGAGGUUGGCACAAAUGAAUUUUUAAAACGGUUCAGUUAAAAUUUGGGCAUCCUGUAUUGUCUGUCCGAAGGUAAAAGCUCAUACUCUCUCUCUCUCUCUCUCUCUCUCUCUCUCUCUUAUUCUAUUACUGCAUCUU